This is a messenger RNA of Phyllostomus discolor (pale spear-nosed bat), 3005 nucleotides long. It is a transcript of the gene MAPKAPK2, whose product is annotated as MAPK activated protein kinase 2. Gene Ontology annotation, molecular function: calmodulin binding; calcium/calmodulin-dependent protein kinase activity; mitogen-activated protein kinase binding. Gene Ontology annotation, cellular component: cytoplasm; nucleus. Lineage: Eukaryota; Metazoa; Chordata; Mammalia; Chiroptera; Phyllostomidae. The record is from RefSeq and is a predicted model, not a curated record. The transcript has 10 exons. The coding region runs from base 344 to 1528 and encodes 394 amino acids. Gene Ontology annotation, biological process: protein autophosphorylation; intracellular signal transduction; vascular endothelial growth factor receptor signaling pathway.
GCAGACAAGGCUGUGACGCGGCCGCCGGCCCCGGGGCUGGGUAGUUUGUCGCGCGGCCGCUUCCCCCCCGGCUGGGCCCCCGCCAUCCAGCGUUCCACCGAGCGCCAGGCCCCCGGGGGGAGGGUGGAAGGGAGAGAGCAGGGCCGGUGGGCGCCAGCGGCGCACGGCGGGACCCACGGAGCCCCGCGACCCGCCGAGCCUGGAGCCGGGCCCGGCUGGGGAAGCCGGCUCCAGCCCGGAGCAAACUUCGUCGCCGGGCGGGGGGUGGCGGGGACCCCGUCCGGAGCCGGAGGAGGGGGCGGCCGGGGGCCCUCCCACCUCUGCUCCCGCGUCUCCGGGCACCAUGCUGUCCAACUCCCAGGGCCAGACCCCGCCGGUGCUAUUCCCCACCCCGCCGCCGCCGCCGCAGCCCCCGGCCCCGUCCCAGCCGCCGCCGCAGCCCCCGCAGCAGUUCCCCCAGUUCCAUGUCAAGUCAAGCCUACAGAUCAAGAAGAACGCCAUCAUCGACGACUACAAGGUCACCACCCAGGUCCUGGGGCUGGGCAUCAACGGGAAAGUUUUGCAGAUCUUCAACAAGAGGACCCAGGAAAAAUUCGCCCUAAAAAUGCUUCAGGACUGCCCCAAGGCCCGGCGCGAGGUGGAGCUGCACUGGCGGGCCUCCCAGUGCCCACACAUCGUGCGGAUCGUGGACGUCUAUGAGAACCUGUAUGCGGGGCGGAAGUGCCUGCUCAUCGUGAUGGAAUGUUUGGAUGGUGGAGAACUCUUCAGCCGAAUCCAGGACCGAGGAGACCAGGCGUUCACAGAAAGAGAAGCAUCGGAAAUCAUGAAGAGCAUUGGUGAGGCCAUUCAGUAUUUGCACUCAAUCAACAUUGCUCAUCGGGAUGUCAAGCCCGAGAACCUCCUGUACACCUCUAAAAGGCCCAACGCCAUUCUGAAACUCACUGAUUUUGGCUUUGCCAAGGAAACCACCAGCCACAACUCGCUGACCACUCCUUGUUAUACGCCAUACUAUGUGGCUCCAGAAGUGCUGGGCCCAGAGAAGUAUGACAAGUCCUGCGAUAUGUGGUCCUUGGGUGUCAUCAUGUACAUCCUGCUGUGUGGGUAUCCGCCCUUCUAUUCCAACCAUGGCCUUGCCAUCUCUCCGGGCAUGAAGAGUCGCAUCCGAAUGGGCCAGUAUGAAUUUCCCAACCCAGAGUGGUCGGAAGUAUCAGAGGAAGUGAAGAUGCUCAUCCGGAACCUGCUGAAAACGGAGCCCACUCAGAGGAUGACCAUCACGGAGUUUAUGAACCACCCCUGGAUCAUGCAAUCAACAAAGGUCCCUCAGACGCCCCUGCACACCAGCCGAGUCCUGAAGGAGGACAAGGAGCGGUGGGAGGAUGUCAAGGAGGAGAUGACCAGUGCCUUGGCCACAAUGCGCGUUGACUACGAGCAGAUCAAGAUAAAAAAGAUCGAAGAUGCCUCCAACCCCCUGCUUCUGAAGAGGCGGAAGAAAGCUCGGGCCCUGGAGGCCGCAGCCCUCGCUCACUGAGCCGCUCGGCCCGUCCUCCCCAGAGGACAAGCAAUAACUCUCGACCUGGAAGUACUUUUUACAUGAAGAGACAGAACUGUUGCAGCCGCCUCCCCUCCUCCUCGGCUGCACGGAGCCUGGAGCCUCACGAGAGGCUGAAUUCUGCCUUCAGUUCUGGCCACCCCAGAGAGGGAGAGGCUCGGAGGGCACGGAGAGAAGGGAGCAAGAUGCUCUUGAACCUGUGCUCACUUUGCAGUUUUAUCAGUAAUUUGACUUAGAAUUUUUAUGAAACUUCUUUUAUUGUUCUUUUCCCUCCCCACUCCUCUCCCCCAAACCCCUUCCUCUCGUUAAAGGGUAUUUGUGGAAACUGUUAUAGAGAGUGUCCCUGUGUGUUGUCCCGCCUGCCCCAGUCCCUGCCACAGCCUGAGCUUCGCCGCUGGCUGAGGCGUCCUGGAGCUGAAGGCCAUGGAGGGCUAGGGCCAGGGUACCGCCCAUGUCCUCUGCUGGAGCCCUGGGACGACAUCACUCACGUGCCAGGCAGAUAGGAGUGUGAUCGAGUGUGUGUGUGAGCCCAUGCAUGUGUGCCUGGGACUGUGUGCUUGUGGGGCCAGGGCAGGCAGGGAGGGGCCCUGCUGGGGUUCCAGAACCUUUCCUGUAUGGGCCGGCCCUGCCUGUGUUGGGCCUGCCACAGUGCCCGGAGCCUGUCUGGACUCCGAGCCGGGCCCUCCAUGCCUGUCUCUGCUGGCCAGUCUGGGAGGUGGAGAGGAGCAACUGGGCACUGGCACGGAAUCAGGAAGACUGGACCGCCCACCCCUAGGACCCCGACUCCCCAUUUAGUGCUGGUCCUAGUCCUCAGGGGUGCUGAUCUGCCGAGUAACCUCUGCUUCCCUUCCUGCCGUUAUUGACCCAUUCUUGUCUGUUUUUCUUACAUUUUUAGCCAUUUCUCAACAGGCCUCUCCUCAGCUCACAUGGGUGAGCCUGGGCACUUUAUGAGUGACACAGAGCUUCUGUAUUUUGCCCUGGGCUUGCCAGCUACCCGUUAUGGGCAAAGGCAACACCAUCCCACACAUUUCCUCCCACACAUUUCCAUUGUGUGGCCUAGUGGGUUUGGGGGGCGGUCUUCACACCAAAGAUGUCCCGACUCUGCCCCUUCCCCAUUAGCCACGUCACCCCCACCCGAAACAACUUGGCUUCGUGUGUCCAGGCCAGUGAGGGGAGGGUGGGGGCCUCCCCCAGUAUUACUGAGGUGCAGCACGGGAGAGGUCCUCAGGGCCGUGGUCCCUUUGGGGUAGGGGUGGGGGGGUCAGUGGUACUGCAGUUUUCAUCUCCCUCAGGGCAGGGUGGUAGAGGGGCACCCAGGGUCUUUUCUGUCGUGGGGGAAGGGCUCUGGGUGCCUGCACUGCCUCCCGUGUCUGGUGGUGUGUCCAGCACCCAGAGUGUUGUAAACUUGUUUUGUAUGAGCGAAAUUGUCUUUACUAAAUGGAUUUAAUAGUUGAAA